UCGUUUCUCUGUGAUCUGAUCAUCACCUUUUUUAUAUAUAUAUACACACGAGAUUCCAGUAACCCAAUUUAACAUAUACAUACAUGUAAAUGUGUGUAUAUGUAUAUAUAAAAUUUUAUAUUCUCUUUUUUUAUAUCUUAAGCUUUCUUCAAAUGCCCACCACCUGUUCGAUUAAAUUCCUCAUCUAAACCAAAAAAAAAAAGCUUCAACUUUCUUCUUCUCUCUCACUCUCUCUCUCUCUUACCUCUUCUGAUUUGUUUAAUCUGACUUACAUUCCUACAAAAACGGGUUGCCUUGUAUUAGAUCAACGUGUUUGAUUCACUGCUCUGUUAUUUCAAAAGAUUGGAUUUUUUUCGUCACCCAUUGACGAAGUUUUUUUUUGAUCUGAUUUGAUUUUGAUUGUGUCUCCUUCCGUUAUGACUAGUCCGAGAAGUAACAAGCCUAAGAUCGUCAACGGUCCUGGUGGUUAUAUUCUACAAGACGUUCCUCAUCUCAUCGAUUACCUUCCUGAUCUUCCUACUUAUACGAAUCCAUUGCAAGACAAUCCAGCUUACUCAGUGGUUAAGCAAUACUUUGUUGAUGCAGACGAUAGUGUUCCCGAGAAGGUUGUUGUUCACAAGGAUGGUCCAAGAGGAAUACAUUUUAGACGCGCUGGUCCACGUCAAAAGGUUUACUUUGAGUCGGAUGAAGUUCAUGCUUGCAUAGUUACAUGUGGAGGUCUCUGUCCCGGUCUCAAUACCGUCAUCAGAGAAAUCGUUAGCAGCUUAUCGUACAUGUAUGGAGUAAAGAAAAUUCUUGGAAUUGAUGGUGGAUACAGAGGAUUCUACGCCAAGAAUACCAUCCCCUUAAACUCUAAAGUCGUGAAUGAUAUCCAUAAGCGAGGAGGAACAAUCCUCGGGACUUCAAGAGGUGGACACGAUACCACAAAGAUAGUUGAUAGCAUUCAAGAUCGAGGAAUCAAUCAGGUUUAUAUUAUUGGAGGAGAUGGAACACAGCGAGGUGCUUCUGUAAUAUUUGAGGAAAUUAGAAGGCGUGGACUUAAAGUUGCUGUGGUUGGAAUUCCAAAAACGAUCGAUAACGAUAUUCCGGUAAUAGAUAAAUCUUUUGGGUUUGACACUGCUGUGGAGGAAGCUCAACGAGCGAUUAACGCAGCACAUGUUGAAGCCGAGAGUAAUGAGAAUGGUAUCGGUUUUGUCAAGCUUAUGGGUCGUUACAGCGGUUUCAUAGCGAUGUAUGCUACAUUAGCCAGCAGAGAUGUUGAUUGUUGCUUGAUUCCUGAGUCACCAUUUUACCUCGAAGGAGAAGGUGGACUCUUGGAGUUCAUAGAGAAACGGCUCAAGGAGCAUGGUCACAUGGUGAUUGUUCUAGCUGAAGGUGCAGGACAAGAUUUGAUGUCCAAAAGCAUGGAAUCUACUCUUAAAGAUGCUUCUGGGAACAAACUUCUUAAAGAUGUUGGUUUGUGGUUAGCACAAAGCAUCAAGGAUUAUUUUAAAAAGAUUAAGAUGGUGAUGAAUCUCAAAUACAUUGAUCCUACAUACAUGAUCCGGGCUGUUCCAAGCAAUGCAUCAGACAAUGUUUACUGUACACUUCUUGCUCAGAGCGCAGUUCAUGGUGCAAUGGCUGGUUACACUGGCUACACCAGUGGUCUUGUCAAUGGAAGACAAACAUACAUCCCUUACUACAGGAUAACAGAGAAACAGAACAAUGUAGUGAUUACGGAUAGAAUGUGGGCGAGGUUAUUGUCUUCUACGAACCAGCCAAGUUUCUUGGGGCCUAAGGAUAUAUCUGAAGAGAAGAAAGAGAUGCCAGAGACGCCGCUUCUUGACGACGGAGCUGUCGAUAUCCCUCCUGUGACUAAAGAGGUCACUAAGUGAAGUUUCAGGGCAUGAUGGCACAUAUUCAUACAGUAUUUUGCUCAGAGGUUUCUGAAAACAAUGCCGUUUUAGGCGAAAGUGGAAUAAUUGUUACCCUGACGAUUUUGCCCUUUUGUUGGCAUACACAAAACUCAAAUUUUAGUUUUCUUCUUAGAUGUUUAUUAGUUUUGUAAUCUUUUUUGCACUUUCAAGUUUUAACAUCUGAAUGAAUGAAUAAAGUGAACUUCGUAACGUUUAA
Molecule: messenger RNA, 2112 nt
Organism: Camelina sativa (false flax)
Lineage: Eukaryota; Viridiplantae; Streptophyta; Magnoliopsida; Brassicales; Brassicaceae
Source: RefSeq, a predicted model, not a curated record